CCUUGGUAACUGUUGUUAGUUUCAUUUAGUUUUGAAAUGAAGCGUCACGUUAAUAAACGCACAUAUCAUUUACUGAUUGUUGUGUGUUGAUUCAUGUAGGCGGGCGGAAAUGUAACUGUUUUCGUAAUUUACGAUUCCAACCUAUUUGCUAUGUUUGCGUUUGUUAUAAGUGUGCUUUAUACUCUAGCCGGUAUUUCAGCAUUUAUUGUAUUUUUAAUAUACGGCAAUUACCCGACCGCUGUUUGGGCGAUUAUUACAGCAAUAAUAACGGCUAUUAAUGGUCACUUACAUUGGCUUAAACUGAGAAAAGUUUUAAAUCAAUGGUACGAAAGGAAAGAAUUAACCCCAAUAUACUAUAUUGGAUUUGUAUGUUUUACACUUGGACUAAUGGGUACAGGUUAUCAUUCCACAAUAGAAAUAAUGCUAAAAAAACCAAUGAUGCCUAUCAAUCAGAGUGAAGUCACUGCUAUUGUAUGGGCAUUUUUAACUGCAAGAGGAGGAUUAUGCGUCAUGUUUACUAUACGAUCAUUUAGUAGACAACAAGCAGACGACGAAGAACCUUGUAUUGUACAACCAACCUCUAAUGAUUCUUUAAAUACAGUGGACUGACAUUUUUGUUAUUGGAUUCCACAUUAUCUUAAUAUUGUUGCUGCAAUUGUAUACAUUUUUAUCGUAAAUAAUAAUAUUGUUAGCAUUUUGUACUUUAAUUAGCAUUGUUGGUAAUUAAAUAUUUGCGAACUUUGA
This is a messenger RNA of Photinus pyralis (common eastern firefly), 744 nucleotides long. RefSeq lists its product as uncharacterized. Bases 151 to 609 code for a protein of 152 amino acids. Gene Ontology annotation, biological process: heme transport. The record is from RefSeq and is a predicted model, not a curated record. Gene Ontology annotation, cellular component: plasma membrane; lysosomal membrane. NCBI's taxonomy places the organism in Eukaryota, Metazoa, Arthropoda, Insecta, Coleoptera, Lampyridae. Gene Ontology annotation, molecular function: heme binding; heme transmembrane transporter activity. The transcript has 3 exons.